Molecule: messenger RNA, 2647 nt
Organism: Schistosoma curassoni
Lineage: Eukaryota; Metazoa; Platyhelminthes; Trematoda; Strigeidida; Schistosomatidae
Source: the annotation of a GenBank genome assembly
AUAUCACAACCUAAGGUUUAAGAAGUUGCGCCUUCUUCAGAUCUUAGAUGGUAUUAACAUUUUCAUUCUCACCUGCAUCGGUUGUGGAACCUGACUGCUUACGAAAUGUAGUUAAGUUGGCAAGAGAAAACAAUUUACUUCUUUCGGAAGAAACUUGCUGGUGCCUGCUGGACUCAUGUCUGUCGAAAAUUCCGUUGAAGAAAACUUACCAACUUCUAGAUGAAUUAUACAGUACUGAAGAGCUAAGGUUUCCAGAAGGUAGCGAGUUUGCAGUUGAGUCCAUACGUGCCAGAUCUGUUAACAAAGGUGUUGUUUUCUAUUAUGUAAAAUGGGUUGGGUGGCCACCUGUGUUCAAUACAUGGGAACCAGAAUCUAAUCUUCAUGGAUGUGAGGAUUUAAUACAAAAAUUUAUUGAAUCUUAUGGUUCGACGAUUGGAAUGCUUCCGCCUGAUAAUCAACCUGAUAGAAAAUCACAGGUUCAGGAAGUAAUGGAUCGAUUGAAGGAAGCUGUCAAUACAUCUGGGUCGCUACCAUUAUAUCUACUUGAACGAUUUUCUAGUCUCCAACCUGAUCCUACUAAUAGCCUUCGACCAUACAAACACUUACCCACCAUAAACAUCGAAAAGCUUUUUUCAUCACAAAUAUCACAAGGCAUUAUAGAAUCUAUUUCACUCAAGCGACCUCCCAGUGUCGCUGAUCUCUUGCCAGUUUCUACCAAACGUAUUCGUCUUAGUCGGAAAGAUAAACAAGUGUUAGAUUCUGCUCUAAGUGCUUUUCAACAAAAACUCAACACUGUAUACUCAAAUGAAGCACCAAUCACUGUCGAAAAUUCUGUAGAUUCUGAAUGCCCACCAGUUGAAUUCCAGCCGAUUCCAGAUUAUUUACCUGGACAAGAUGUAUUCUUACCAACCAAAGCUCCUAUUGGAUGUGAAUGUACGAUGGACAAUUUGGAUCAGUCAGAGCUAGCCAAAAUUCGUAAAGCAGAUGGAAGCAGUUCACCAGUUAUAUAUCCUUGUUGGAUCAAUAAACGACGUAGUUGUUGUGCUGUUCGUGCUGGUGCAGUCCCACCCUAUGACAAACGGAAAAGGCUCGUUGCCCCUCCUGGUCAUCCUGUUUAUGAAUGUAACUCCUUAUGUCCAUGCGAUUCGUCUUGUCCAUUUCGUGUUGUUCAACUUGGACGGAAAGUUCCUUUGUGUGUCUUCCGUACACGUGACCGAGGAUGGGGCGUUAAAACGGUGGUCCCCAUUAGUAAAGGGACAUUUGUCGUUGAAUACUUAGGAGAGAUUCUUAAUUUUGAUGAAGCAGAAAAACGAGGAAUAAUAUACGAUAAACAGACUAUGACAUAUCUUUUCGAUUUGGAUUUCGAAGGUGAUGCUUAUUACACUGUAGAUGCUUCUCAGAUGGGAAAUAUAUCACAUUUUAUUAAUCAUUCGUGUGAUCCCAAUCUCACAGUUCGUUGUGUUUUUAUUGAGUGUCUCAAUACGAAGUUACCCCGUAUUGCGCUUUAUGCGUCUAGAUUUAUAAGGAAAGGUGAAGAACUUACAUUCGACUACAAUAUGACUGGUGCUGUGGCUGCGGACACUAGUGUAGUUAUAGAUGGUGCCGGAGAGGCAGAAACUCCUUCAGAAACCCAGUCAGGGUCAUCGAAUAAUGGUGGGAAGAGUCCGACCCCAUCUUCUUCCUCAGUUGACGUAACUCCUGACACAAGCAGUGAGGUGUCUUUCGAUAGCAAAUCUCUGGGAUCUAAAGUAAGAAAUUUUUAUUUGAUUAAUCUGGAAUGAUUUAUUAUUUAAAAAAAUAUUAUUUAUGUCAGUUUUUUUGACAGGUUUGUGUCAAUAAUUCACAUAUACAGAUCUCUUUCAACAAUUCACCAUUCAGCACAAUAUAAGCGUCAUUAUUACCAGUACUAUUGUUCAUACCGGUAUUAUUACUUUACGUUCCAAACACUACCUAUUGAAAGGGUGUUUUAAAACGAUCAGUAGUCUUUUUAUUAUGAAUGUUUUGGCUUAUGACCAGAAACCGGAUCAAAACGACUCUUCAGUACUUUAUAAAUCCCCGCUAAUUGCAUAUUUUUGGCUGCCUGUAGAAUGUUUUCGAAAAUUUCACUAUCAAUUAUAUGAAGAUAACUAUCUUUUAUUUCAAUAUAUCAAGUAGGUAAAUUGUUGUACAAAAUAUCUGACAUCGAAUUUGGAAAAUCUGGUUUUUGCAACUCAUAGUGAACACUUAAGUCUAACUCCGAGUUGUUGCCUGAUUUAUAUAAAAAGUAAACCUUUAUUGUCUUUGUUAAAAAAGACUCAGAGGCGCUUAUAAUUUGUAUGUCAGAUAGAAAAACACUGAACAACCGGGACAAAAAUAACAAACACAAUGUGUCUGUUAGGUUAUUGGAACUAAAAAGCUAUCUUUUGGUCCAGUGGAAGUUCAUAUGCGACUGGUUCAUGGAGUACUUCAUGUUAGAGAUUUCCAUGUUUGAAUUUUGAAUAUAUCCGUCUCCAUGAUGUAAAAUACGAAAUAUCGCAGCCGUAUCUCUUCUCAGUCCGCUGAUGUUCAGAGAUCUUCCAAAGCUUUCUGCUAUGAUGAGAUUUCUUUAUUCCUGACAAUAAAAAACGUUUGUCAUGAAUUAUUCAAAUAAAUUUGUUGUUGAAUAUUU